CUGUUUGUGUCAUUUCAACAUAAACAAGUGCCGAUCGCGGCUCGUCCAAAAGUAGGAACAUGUUUCAUGUGAUGCUGUGACGAUUCAAACGAAAUAAUACAAAUUGACAGAAUUGUCAUCACCACUCGUUGGAUCUACAAUCUGCCCCAAUCUCAUUACCAAUAGCCAUCCCAAAAAUCUCACACGAAUCUCUCUGUUUUCCCCGAAUUCAGAUCCAAAGAUGAACGAUGCGGAUGUCUCCAAGCAGAUUCAGCAGAUGGUCAGAUUCAUCCGCCAAGAAGCGGAGGAAAAAGCCAACGAGAUCUCCGUUUCCGCCGAAGAAGAAUUCAACAUCGAGAAAUUGCAAAUAGUGGAGGCAGAGAAGAAGAAGAUCCGACAAGAGUAUGAACGCAAACAGAAACAAGUUGAAGUCAGAAAGAAAAUUGAAUACUCCAUGCAACUCAAUGCUUCUCGGAUCAAGGUUCUUCAAGCACAAGAUGACUUGGUUAAUGCCAUGAGAGAGGCAGCAUCAAAGGAUCUUUUGAAUGUGAGUCAUCACAAGUUUCAUCAACAUCAUAACUAUUCAGGACUCUUGAAAGGUCUCAUUGUUCAGGGUUUACUGAGAUUGAAAGAACCAUCUGUGUUAAUGAGAUGUCGUAAAGAAGAUUUGCAUAUAGUGGAAUCAGUUCUUGAUGAUGCAAAAGCAGAAUAUGCAGAGAAAGCAAAAGUUCAUGAACCUGAAGUUGUUGUUGACUCAAUCCACCUUCCAUCUGGCCCUUCUCAUGAUGACCCUCAUGCUCUUUCCUGCUCUGGAGGUGUUGUUUUGGCUUCUAGAGAUGGUAAAAUUGUGUUUGAAAACUCUCUUGAUGCUCGUUUGGAUGUUGCAUUUCGUGGGAAGCUUCCUGAGAUCCGAAGGCUGUUGUUUAGCCAGGUGGCUGCUUAAACACGUGAUGUGAUAUUAUGUAUCAAUCUCUCUUUCUCAAUCAAUCUUAUUAUCAUGAGAAAGAACCUUCAUCGGAUCAUUUUCAAGUCAUCAUCUUUGUGUUUAAACUCAGUAUUUAUGGCAUUUGUUUGAAUAAAUAAACAAACAUUCCAUGUUACAUUACAUCCCUUGCUUGUAUUCUUUUAAGAAUUUUGUCACCUUUUUUGAACCCUUUUGUUUGUGGGCGAUUUGUUUAAUGUUUAUCUUCUAAUUUUUAUUUUUGUAACCUGCUUUAAAUUCUUGCAUAGACCAAAUACAUAUUUGGGUUCAUUUCAAUUUAAAAAAAGACACAAUUACCAAAAUGGUUUUGUGGUUGUAAAAAAUCUAUGGUUUUGUCUAAAAAAUUUGGUGGUGGUUUUGAUCUUUAUGAUUAUUUUUUUAUCCAUAUCCAACUUGAAAUGAAAUGAUGAAUAUG
Molecule: messenger RNA, 1376 nt
Organism: Lactuca saligna
Lineage: Eukaryota; Viridiplantae; Streptophyta; Magnoliopsida; Asterales; Asteraceae
Source: the annotation of a GenBank genome assembly